CUCAACACACCAUCUCUAAGCCAAAUAAUCUGUGUUUAGCUCAUGCGAAAACAAAAAAAAAAUUUAAUUUGUUUCUGAAAAUGCAAAGCUAUUGCAUAUUCUAAAAGUGCUUGCUUCUUAAUCAACAACAACAACGCAAAGUGGUGUGGGUUAAUGUGUAGUGAGUGAGUUAGUGUGUGUGUGCGUGCAAUGAUGCCUUAUAAUGCGCGUGUCGGUGGCGGCAGCAAUGCCAUGGCACGUGAAUACGCCGGAGGAAGUAUCAAUGGCAUUUUGCGCAAAACCGGAUCCGCUGCAAUGGCAGCUGGAGCCAACAAUGGUGCUAACGGAGCGUCUACGGCGUAUGGUGGGGCGGCUACUGCUGCUGGUGCCGCUGGCGCAGAUGCACGCCAACCCGCUGUGGAGCUGCUCGUGUUUGGCUAUGCCUGCAAAAUAUUCCGUGAUGAUGAGAAAGCUCGCGAGAUGGAUCAAGGCAAGCAGCUGAUACCCUGGAUGGGCGAUGUAAAUCUCAAAAUAGACAGAUAUGACGUACGUGGCGCAUUAUGCGAACUGUCAUCAUAUGAGGCGCCACCUGGUGGCUAUGGAAAUCGCCUGGAAUACCUGACGGCCGACGAGCAACGGGCCGAGCAGCUGUGCGAAGAGGAGCGUUAUCUGUUCCUCUACAACAACGAAGAAGAGCUACGGCUGCAGCAAGAGGAGGAUCUGAAGCGAUUGCAGCAGGAAACCUCUGGCGGUAAUUACAGUCAAGUGGAUUUCCACUACGAUGGACAGUCAACUUCAGCAAAGUCGACUGCUGCAGCAGAUGGAGCAGCAUCACCAAUGCCGGAUUCAACGACACCAACCGAUGAAUCCGAAUUGCCCUUUACGUUGCCCAACAAUCUGCUCGUGGCUCCCAUGCCGGGCAUACAGCUGCCGGAGACGAUGAAGCAGCAUGCCAUCAUUGAGAAGACAGCGCGUUUUAUUGCCACUCAGGGUGCUCAAAUGGAGAUCCUGAUCAAGGCCAAGCAAGCGAAUAAUGCUCAGUUUGAUUUUCUAUCGCAAGGCGGCCAACUGCAGCCAUAUUAUCGCCAUCUCUUGGCCGUCAUCAAGCAGGGCAAGUAUGCGCCAUCUGUAGAUACAGUUGCCGAGAAGACGAGUACAAGUGCCGAUGGCAGCGCGUUGCCGCCGAGUCCCAAGCGAAGCAAUCAAGUGAUCACAGUGCCCAUCAUCAAGUACAAACCGUCGGCCAAUUGCGCCUAUACGCAGCUCAUCAGCAAGAUUAAGGGUGUGCCGCUGCAGGCGGUGUUGGACGACGAUGUGACUUCGCAGCAUUCCGGCGGCACUGCGUCGCCUACGCUCAGCUGCAAAUCGGAGGGCCAGAGUCAGAGCAGUGUGGCAGCCACAUCGAAUGGCGAAUUUACCCCCGUUCUGCUGCAGUACAAUGGCAGCACAUUUGCCCACGAGGAGGAAAACGCCAACGAUGCGCCGCCGAAGGUUGAGCUCUUGAAGAACACCAGCGCUCUGGCGUUGGCACAAAACUACAGUUCCGAUAGCGACGAGGAGGAUGAGGAGGAUGACAAUAGUAACAGUCAGGGACAAAAGCCACCUCCAUUAUUAAAUUUCCCGCUGCCCGAAGAGACGUUGCGCCACAUUAUCGACAAGACGGCAACGUAUGUGAUUAAGAAUGGCCGCCAGUUCGAGGAGACGCUCCGCACAAAGAGUGUCGAACGUUUCAAUUUUCUCCUGCCCGAACACAAGUUUUAUGCCUAUUAUAUGUACAAGAUAACCGGAGAUGUGGAUGCCGCAUCCAAGGAGGAGAAAACGCGUAAGGCAGCUGCCGUUGCUGCGGCGCUGAUUAGCAAGAAAGGCUUAGGUGGAACUGCACUUGGAGCAACAACAGCUGCUGCUGCAGCCACCACAACAGUUGCCACUUCGAGUGAAAAGUCACCUGUGUGCUUCUCGAUCAAGUCUCGUGAUGAGACGGCAACUUUGCAACCUGCACUGCCGCAAGAGACCAGCGACGAUGAUACUGACGAUGUUAAGAUGAAAGCAAAUACGGAACAGACGCGACCCGGCAUGCCAGACAGCGUGCAGCGAGCCAUCAAGCAAGUGGAGACACAACUGUUGGCGAGAAGUGGAGGACAGAAGACAACAACGGCUGCCGGGACAACAACGGGAGCGGGCGCAACAUUGCCAUUGAAAGAACAACGACAGGCUGAGGAGCGUGUCAAGGACAAAUUGGCGCUGAUUGCACGCGACAAGCUGAACGGCAUGGUAUCGCGAGAGAAACAGCUGCAAUUGGAGCGCAAGCGCAAGGCAAUGGCUUUUCUCAAUCAGAUCAAAGGUGAAAGCACAGGUGCUGUGGGAACAGUUGGCAAUGAGGCAACAGCACAGGAUGCAACAAAUGAGAAAUCCGAAGCAGUGCCAGCGAAUAACAAUGAGGACUCUAAUGACUCUGUACGUUCCAUACCCAUCACAUACUUUGGCCCCGACGACGAUGACGAUGAGGUUUUAGCACCGUCUGCGGUUGCGCAGCCGGCGCUGAAAGUUGACAACGAUGAUGAGGAGGAGGAUGAUGGUGAUCUGGAGAAAUAUAAUUUACUUAACGACGAUAGCACCAAUACGUACACCAGCAAAACGGCCACAGCGUCUGUCCUGCUGUCCGAUGAUGAUGACGUGCAGCUUGUGUCCACAGCGGCACCACUGCCAUCAUCAUCAUCCACAUCAAGUACACGCCACCGUCAUGCUGUGCGCCGCAGUCGCAGUGCGAGUCGCAGCAGCAGCAGCGCCAGUUGUUCCGGCACCCAAGAUGCUUCCGUGACCUCAUCCAGCAGCAGUCGGAGUCGGAGCCGCAGUCCGCAUCGUAAGCGAGACCGAGACCGAGAACGGUCCAGACACAAACGCAAAGCCAGCGCUAUUGCCAAGCAUCGUCGCCAUCGACGUAGUCGGAGUCGAAGUCGCAGCCGUAGUCGCACCUCAUCGCCUCAUCGUCGUACCCAGAGUCGGAGUCGCAGUAGCAGUCAUUCGAGCGCGCGACGUCACCGUGGACAUCAUAGAGACGAGGAGGAAAUGUCAUCGCGGCGACGUAAUCAUCAGCGGCAUGCCAGCAAAAAAGAGUCACAAACGCCACAAGAGACGGCGACGCAGCAGCGGCGGUUCCGUCUCCCAAUGAUGCAACACGCGCAUUGACUUAAGGAUCUUAGUUGUUAAUUUUAAAGACGAAAAAUGUACAUUUCCCAUUUAUCCUGUGCGUGUUCUCAUCAGCGUCUUCUAUUUAAAUGUUGAGCAAUCUUUUUGAAUGCUGAUUUUGAUUUUUUUUUGGCAGAAUACAAUAAAGGUUUAUAUAAAAA
Molecule: messenger RNA, 3326 nt
Organism: Drosophila nasuta
Lineage: Eukaryota; Metazoa; Arthropoda; Insecta; Diptera; Drosophilidae
Gene: su(w[a])
Product: suppressor of white-apricot
Exons: 8
Coding region: 190-3165 (991 amino acids)
Biological process (GO): mRNA 5'-splice site recognition; RNA processing
Molecular function (GO): RNA binding
Source: RefSeq, a predicted model, not a curated record